CAAAUUCCCAAAUUACCCGUUGUAUGUCUGGUAAUUCAAUUCUCAAAGGAAAAGGAAAAACCAUUGUUAUGGCAGUGAAAGACACCUUCUACCUAUCCCACGGAUCGCCGACGCUGAGCAUCGACGAGUCGCUUCCGGCCAGAAAAUUCCUCCAGUCGUGGAAAGAAACGGUGUAUUCUCAGAAACCCACCUCCAUCCUCAUCAUCUCCGGCCACUGGGACACCGCUGUCCCCUCCGUCAGCUCCAUUUCCGGCCGCUACAGCACCAUCUACGACUUCUACGGCUUCCCCAGAUCCAUGUACCAGAUCAAGUACCCCGCCCCCGGCUCCCCCCACCUAGCCAACCGCGUCAAGCAGCUGCUGACCUCGUCGGGCUUUGGACGCGUCGACGUGGACACCAAGCGGGGGCUGGACCACGGCUCCUGGGUCCCGCUCAUGUUGAUGUACCCGGAGGCAGACAUCCCAGUUUGCCAGCUGUCGGUCCAGGCGGGGAGGGACGCCACUUAUCACUACAACUUGGGGAAGGCGCUGGCCCCACUGAGGGACGAGGGUGUUCUUAUAGUGGCGUCAGGCAGCGCCACCCACAACUUGGGGGCGAUGAGGAAGACCAAGAACAAUGAGGUCUUCCCUUGGGCUCGCGAGUUUGACACGUGGCUCAAGAGGGCUAUUCUGGAAGGAAGGUACGAGGAUGUGAACCAGUGGGAGAAGAAGGCGCCGCAUGCGAAAACGGCGCACCCUUGGCCGGAUCACCUUUACCCGCUGCAUAUCGUGAUGGGGGCUGCUGGUGCGGACGCAAAGGCUAAGCAAAUCCAUGACAGCUGGGACCUCGGUGCUGUUUCGUACGCAGCCUACCAGUUUACAUCACCUUGAACUUAAUCUUGAACUACCAGUUGCCGCUGAUUAACUAUAUAUGUCAAAUAAAUUCCUGUUAUAUUAUGAAUUUCAUAAAAUAAUAUUAUGUUGUGAACGAAUUCAUUGAAUGUGUAGUAGUGAAUAUUGUAUUAAGGAUUAAUGAGAGAUUGUUUUCCUGUUUAA
Molecule: messenger RNA, 1034 nt
Organism: Pyrus x bretschneideri (Chinese white pear)
Lineage: Eukaryota; Viridiplantae; Streptophyta; Magnoliopsida; Rosales; Rosaceae
Product: extradiol ring-cleavage dioxygenase-like
Exons: 1
Coding region: 24-869 (281 amino acids)
Molecular function (GO): oxidoreductase activity, acting on single donors with incorporation of molecular oxygen; ferrous iron binding; zinc ion binding
Source: RefSeq, a predicted model, not a curated record